CUUUGUCGCUCGCGGCGCUGAGCUGCGCUGGUGCGGAGCUGCAGCGGGCGGAGCAGCGCUCGAGUCUCGCGCUCCGGGACCGCGCGCAACCGCGCAGCAGCGCUGCACGAGGCGGAGGGACCGCGCCGGAGCGGCUCGAGGCCGCCGCUGAGGGGCGGAACCGUUAACGGUCGCGGCCGUUAACGGUCGCCGGCGGAGCGGCCACCCACCGCCCGCUGCUGUCCGGUGAGCGCCCACGGCCCGCCCAGCGCCCUCAGGUGUCCCGUCCCGCAACUGCUGCGUGAGAUUGGCAAUGUCAAGUCUCAGUCAUCAGUACAGUGCACUGGAAAGGCUUUGUGCAAAAGCCCUGAGGGCUGAGAGGCAGCUGACAGCCUUACCCAAGGCCAAGACCACCUGGGAACAACACUGCGAUGGUUCUGACCCUGGUUGGACAUCUAAUCUCAAGCCCAGCCAUGGCCAGAGAUUCUAGGAUCUUCAUGAACCAGGACAUGGACAUCGGAGUUGCAUCCAGAGAGCCUAAGAAGAUUCCCAAACAGGCUCGGGAUGACGUCCCCAUUGCCACUGACCGAACCCGACUCAUAACAGCAGAAGGUAAGAAGCCACGGCAGCGGUACAUGGAGAAAAGUGGCAAGUGCAAUGUGCACCAUGGGAACGUUCAGGAAACCUACCGAUACCUUAGUGACCUCUUCACUACACUGGUGGACCUCAAAUGGCGUUUUAAUCUUCUUGUCUUCACUAUGGUCUAUACCAUCACUUGGUUGUUUUUUGGGUUCAUAUGGUGGCUCAUUGCCUAUAUCCGGGGAGACCUGGACCACCUUGAAGAUGAAAACUGGAUCCCUUGUGUUGAAAAUCUCAGUGGAUUUGUUUCUGCGUUUCUCUUUUCUAUUGAAACUGAGACAACAAUUGGGUAUGGCUACAGGGUUAUAACUGAGAAGUGCCCAGAGGGCAUUGUACUGCUCCUGAUCCAGGCUAUUCUGGGCUCCAUAGUCAAUGCGUUCAUGGUGGGAUGCAUGUUUGUCAAGAUCAGCCAACCAAAGAAGAGAGCUGAAACCCUCAUGUUUUCUAACAAUGCAGUGAUUUCCAUGAGGGAUGAGAAGCUCUGUCUCAUGUUUCGUGUUGGAGACCUCCGCAAUUCCCACAUUGUCGAGGCUUCCAUUAGAGCCAAACUGAUUAAGUCCAAACAGACCAAAGAGGGAGAGUUCAUCCCCUUGAACCAAACGGACAUCAAUGUGGGAUUUGACACUGGAGAUGACAGAUUGUUCCUGGUGUCACCUCUUAUCAUCUCACAUGAAAUCAACGAGAAAAGCCCCUUCUGGGAGAUGUCCCGCACCCAGCUGGAGAAGGAAGAGUUUGAGAUUGUGGUCAUUCUGGAAGGAAUGGUGGAAGCAACAGCCUUGCUGCUGCUCCAGUCCUCAUGUAAUGCCCACAGCACAACCUCGGGGAUCCCAGGGCAGGCUGUGCUCUGAUAUCUUCCAUCUUCUGCUGCCGUACCAGAAAUGUGAGCGUCUCACUGUACAGCUAAUGGAGGAAGACUCUCACCUGCUCCAUCCCGUAUGACUGAGCUGAAUUUGGAGCUGAAGAGGACGUCUGUGUGGUUCAAGAUGAACUCCACAACGACUGACUGGAUCCGCACCUCCAUGAAGGCAGCUGUUCCACUGAAGCAGGCAGACUCAAUCUGCUUUGAUCUGAAGAAAAGGUACAUUAAGCACCACUGCAACCAGCCAGAAGAGUGGGAAGGUGUGCACCCCUUGGGUAAGGCUUUGGCUCAUGUUAACUGUUGUGCCUCACUGCACAGGCAGACAGAACAUUAGGGACAGACAAGAGAUUAAAUCUCAUCCAAGCAUUAUAGAAAUAUCACACUGACUGCAGUGAUUUAUACCCUGUUGUGGUUAACCUGGCAGGUGGCUCAGCACCACACAGUUGUUUGCUCACCUCCCCCCUUCCCAAUGGGACAGGGGAGAGAAUCGGGAAAAAAAACAAGUAGAACUGGUGGUUGAGAUAAAAUAUUUACUAAGAUAGAGAAAAGGAAAAGGAUAAUAGUUAUACCUAUGCAUUGCUCACCACCCCCACCGAUGCCCAGCCAGCCCCUGAGCAGUGGAAGAGAUGAAUUCCCAACCCCUUGAAAACUCCUUCCACUUGAUGCCAUAUGGGAUGGAAUAUUCCUCUGGUCAGUUUCAGUCAGCUGUCCUCAUCCUGCCCCCCCCCCCCCGCUCCUUGGGCUCUUUGCUGUGAAUGCCCUUAGCUCUGCACAACACUGCACAGCAGCAGCUAUGAAUAUCAGUGUGUUAUCAGCACUGUUUUCUCCUAGAACUGUAACAUGGCACCAUACCAGGCACUGCAAAGAAAACAAUUCCAUCCCAGCUGAAACUAAGGCAUACCCAGAUUUUGGCUUUAGGCUAAAACAGGCAAGAGAAACAUGCGGUCAAAAAGGAAAAGACGGGUGGGGCAGGUCCAGAUGGAGGUAAAUGUAUUGCAUACACAAAGCAGGAGCUCACCCUUAACUUCCUUCCAGAGACAAUGUGUGGCAGCAGUUUAAUGCAGUGGCACUGCACAAAGCCCAGCACGGGCUGCUACACGGCUUUCCCUCUAGCAGGAAAUGUCUCCAACUGGUCCUGCUCAGCGAGAACCCCAGUAUUCACAACAGCAAACUCAAAUGAGAUCUUUUAAGAGUGCUUGUGAGUGAAUUGCCAGAGAGGAGAAAAUAGCUCUCCCUCAUUAACUGCUCACAGGGGGGAGCUAUGACUCAGACUUCUCAGGCUGGUAACAAAGCAGUGCAGAAAUCAAUGCAAUGGAGGCCAGGGGUGAUUUUCUUUCUUUCUUUUAAAGCACAGAUUUUAAAAUUACACCAUUAAUUUUAGACUACCCCGUUAGGCACAUUGAAAACAAACUGUAGGAGUCAUUUCUCCGAGAUCAUUUCCCUAAGCCUGAAUUUUUGCAGCCAAAUGCUGUCAGCUCAGACCCUGGAUACUUCUGCAGUGGGCAAUCAGCAAUGCCACUGACCAAAUUUCCCUGGAUGAUCAAGGGCACAUCAGUCCCAUCUAACUGAGUGGGAAUUAUCACCUGGAAGUGGUGCUGGUGGGGUAGGGGGAGAACAGUCCAGGCUCUUCCCCUGCUCUGAGUAACUUACUAAAAUGUGACAGGAGAGGAGCACGUCUGAUGGAGAAAAAGGUAAGAUUGUUGUGGUUUUCUUUUCCAAUAGAACAGAUGUAAGCCUUGAAAUGGGAAAAAAAACCAAGUUUACCUUAAAAGGUUUGGAGCCCAAACAAUCGCUAAGUUCUUCGCAUGCAUGUUUGUGAUGGUGCAGUAAUCAGCCAAACGAGCUAAGUGUCUCAUUAGGUAUUCCAGUGUCCUGGAAAACAAGAGAAGCACAGAUGUUCAGCACCAAUGGAGGUGCCAUGCUGCAACUGACAAACAAACCUCAGUUCAUUGUUGUGUGUUUUCUCUCUGUGACCAAUCAAUACAGAAGUUGAGCUAUGUGGUGCCCUAAGAAGAAUGGUGGGGUUGUCCUUAUCAUAACAACUACACAAGGGUGGGGGGGAGGGGUCUCUUCUGAGUCAUCCAAGGCAGAGGAGAAAGCUGCUUUCUGCCACAGGACUGGAUGCAGCAGACAAGGAGGUGAGGGGAUCAGCCAAAUGCCACCAGCAGAGCACCCUGGAACUUCAUCAUGUUGCUGCAUUAUCACCACCCUGUGACACUAAAAUACAACUUAUAAAGCAUUUGGUAGCAUUCUGAUCAUCCUGCAGUGUUCAUUAAGGGUUCAUAGAAUCAUAGAAUGGCCUGGGUUGAAAAGGACCACAAUGAUCAUCGAGUUUCAACCCCCUGCUAUGUGCAGGGUCACCAACCACCAGACCAGGCUGCCCAGAGCCACAGGAGUUACAGGAAAAAACACUGAAUGUUAACCUGGUCAGGGGAUCCUGAGCUUCAAACAGCUCAGGAUACCAGCAAAGUGUAUCUGAAUAAGACUUAGGCAAUGACUGCCUACAGCUUUCUUACAGAUCUACAAGAGACCCAUCAGAUUCCAGGUUAAACUUCACAGCCCUGUGUCCAUAUGAAAAUAAAGCUGCUUUUUACAUUAUUAUCCACUGCUACUGCAAAACUGGGCAGAGGGACUCCAUCCCUUCCAGCAUGCACAGCUCCAUCUCACUGCAUCCCACAUAGUGCCCACUGCAACCAGCACAGCUCAGCACCUGUCUGCAUGCUCCUUAGUUACCAUAGCUCACAUUUAGUUGGUAUUGAAUCCCAUACAGUACAUAAAUCACUCAAUGAUAUUUAAUUAGUUAUUAAUAAUUCAAGCUAACUACCAUACACUACUCAUUAAUAUUUGAAUACCUGCAGGCAUAAAUUCUAACAUAUACAAUCACAUUAUGAUUGGCCGCUAUGGAUGACCAUGCAUUAUGAUAGGUUCAGUAUGAUAGGUUAAUAUGUCUUAUGGUAAAUCAAUUAUUAAUACCAAUCACCAGACAUUAUAUUUAGUUAACACUAAAUAUGAUCACUAGUUAGUUAUACAUUAUAUUUAGUUAGUUAUUAAUAUUUUGAGAUUAACAUAUAUAUUAUUUAUACCAAUCAAUACAUUAUGACUGGUCAAGACAAACUGCAAUAUUAUUAAUACUAAUCAUCAUGCUUUAUAGUAUGAGGACAUUUAUUGUACAGUGCAGAAGUUAUUAAUACUGGCUAAUUGCCUAUUAAUAUACAUUGCAAUGAUAAGAGCUAAAUUAUCAUACACCACAAAUAGUCACAAAUAUCAUUUAGCAUAUAUUGAUAUUAUGAAUACUAAUUACUACAUGCUACUCUAAUGAGCUCCUUGCCAUUGAAAUAAUAAACACUAUCAAUAGUUAUUAAGUCAGUUUUAGCAUUUGCUAAUUAUUAUUAUUGCUAUUGGCAUUAAAUAUUAAGCAUCCCCAUGCCAAGGGACUGACCCAAACAUGGGCCUUCCCCAAUGGCAUCAGCCACUUCUGACCUCCUCAGCAUGGAUGUCCCUCCUAUAUGGACUUCCAGAGGCAGUAAAAUAAGACUAUGCAAAGUAUAUAAUAGUGGGUAGGUAAUUAUCUAAGUAAACUCAACUAUCUAAGUAAAAUCAACUAUCGCCAUAACCCCCUUUAAUGUGCACAGGCAUAAUGCAGCCAGCAUGAGACAAAACCUGGAAUGGCAUCAUUUGCUGCUCUGAAAUGCAGCAGUGCAGAGCUACAGAGCGAGGGCAGCACUGACCUGUAGUGAGGGGGGGGCAGCUGCUGGAUGACAUCGUGGAUUCUGACCAACCGCUCCUCAUCUGUAGCAGCAGAAACAGCAUCCUGGAAUAAUGCAGAAAGGGAUUUAGACACAAAUACCUGCUGCGGGCUCUGGAACUAUGGGGACAGUGCACUGCUUGUUAGCAUUGAGGCAGAUUUUUUUGAGCCUCUCUGCCUUCCAAGAGGCAUCUUGGGAACACAGUGAUGUAUGCAGCUGAUGUGAUAAAGGCCAAGGAAUCCAAGCACUGGGCUGGUUUACAGCCUGACUGUGCAGCUCAGCUCCUUGCAGUGGGCAUCCAUCUCCAAGUACCAUUCCUGUUCUAUAAACAGUUGGGACAUAGGAAAAAAAACCAGGAAUUCUCCAGAAGUGGCAUCAAUGUGAUGCAGGACAUGGCAAUGACACAUGAGUAAACCUGAUGGGGCAACAGAAUAAGGACCUCAAACCUGGGGUACCACUGCACCCAUCUCCCGUUGUUGGAGUGGCAGGAUGCUAACAGCAGGUGGGCAUCUGCUGUGUGGGAAGCACGAGCUGCUUGCUUCACACAUACACCCUUUGGAUCUCUAUAAUAACCCAAACUUAAACUGAAUUAAGACCAAAAAAAAAAAGGGAGCAGAUGUAUGUGUAUGUGACAGGUCACGCCACGAGGCCCAGCCUUGUACUUACUGAGAACUUCUCAUAGAGCUGGUAGGUCAGCAGAGGGUUCGGGAGCUCCCUGAAGUACAUUUUGCAGAGGGAGCUCACGCUGUGAAUGUCAUGGAUGUAAUUGUCCUUGGUUAGGUCAGGAAUCUGCUCAGAGUCAAACUCAUGGCUGCAGAGGACACAAAAAUGGGCAGAGGGAUUUGAAAAGGAGGGAAAAAAAAAUAGAAAACAAUAUAAAUUAGAGCCAAGAAAAGCAAGAGGUUCCUGAUGUCCAGGAAAAAAUACAUACUUAGUCACCAACACCACACGACCCAUUCUAGACUGGAUGUUUCCAAAAUGGACCUUUUCUUUAUGAUAAGGCAUUCUCAGUUAGCUUUACAACUGACUGCCCGGUUUACAAGCACUUGCAGAGCCCCCAGAGCAUGUUUUCCAGGAGCAUGAGCUGCCUGGAGGAAAAGUCCCCGCAGGUCAGAAGGAAAAGUGCUUCCCUUUGCAUUUCAAAGGCCUGGAAACUGAAAUAAGAAAGCAGUGCUGAGCAAAAGUGCCACUGGCAGCUGCUGUACAUGGAAACUUUAGCAUGCAGAAACUCCUUGGGUCCACGCUGGUGAGCUGAGCACACUUCUGCUAUGGGGUGAAGAGCACCUGGAACCACAUGAAGGCAAUCCCUGAGCAUUCCCUUGGUUUUCAGAGUGAGAAAAAAAAAACCAAAAUCACCGGCAUCUAUGAAAGAAAAGCUGGGCUUGGAAGGCCAGGAGCUGGCUAGCUGCUAGGGUACGUGCAUGGAGAUGGAGGUUUUGAAUUAGCAGGCCAGUUCUGCAGGGGCCAGCAGGGUGAGUCAGGCACAGGGAGCUGUAAGAACAGGGCUGCCGCAGGCAGAGCUUGGUUUCCCUGCAAUCCUCUUUAAGCCGUAAACCAAAGUGCUUAACACUGACAUGGGGAGUCAGCUUGUCUACACUCCAACUGCAGCAAAGUCAGGAGCCCAUCUUGGCCUCCCAGUCCAGGCCAAGCAAUGUGCAACACAGAAGGUACAACCUGCCUUAGGCUCAGACACUGCCUCUGUGCUGCAGGAAAGAUCCAGUCUGUACCGUGCCCAAGGCACCAGGAGUACUUGUAAUUGCAGUGUCAGGUGUGCAUCCCCUACAAGAUGGGGAAGGCGCUGCUCCCUACACCGGGACAUGAAAGGGUAGAUGAGGAGGAGAAGAGAGGUCUGCUUCCUCAGACAAGAAGAAGAACAGUCUGCUCCAGGUUCUUGUCCCAAAGACAGCACGGCACGGCACAGAAGGAAGGAAAGGUUUCUGUUUUCCCCAACUGAUGGAUUCCCUGCAACCACAGUCCUCUGUUCAGUAUAUGCAGCUCCCACAGGCAUGUUCUGACUCAUCACCUACUCACAUUUGGAAGACAAACUUGUUUCCUACACUUGGCUCCACAGAAGACAGAACUCGAAACCAAGAGCGAAGGAAGGCACCAGCCCACCCCUACAAAUAACUGAGCCCUGGGGGGCGCCUGGCCUCAUCCUGCCCUCCUGCUACCCCUGACUAUUUGCCAAGGAAGAAAUCGCAUGCCAUGUUAGAGAAGUACCCCUGCAGAAGCAGAACACGGAGUGAGGAAAGGGAAGCCUUACAUUCAGCCUUCCCUGAAGGAAGAUUUUGUUAGCAGGAGAGCUUUGCAGCAUCUCCAAAAAAGCCAGAACCAGAAUGCAGAGAGAAACAUGCCAACCUGACACUGCUGUGCUUAUCACACACAUCAAGGCACAUUUUGCUUACAAAAAGCAGUGGUGAUAUAGAUGAAUAACGGGGACAGUGUCUACAAGUUAUGCCAUGUAUUCCACUCCUUUUAUCUCAGAAAAUUGACAAGAAUGCUAUCAUCUCAUUCGCUUUAUUAGACCAGGGAAUUAUCCAGUUAAUGUUUCAUAAAAAACAUUUUUAAAGCACCUUUGGAGUACCUCUAAACACAAAAUGGUCGUGGCUAAGCAAAGGGAAAAAAUGGGCUUAAGUGGUGACAGAAAGGAUGGACCAGCUCAAGUUGGAAUGGGGAAUUAAAGGGUUGGAACUGAGGCAAGGACAACCAUUUUAUACAGCAGGCUGUUGUGCACAACAGAUGCAGGCAGGGUCCUUGGAGCCUGCAUAGCAAAGCCUCACAAGCAGAUUGUUAUUGAACUCGCUGUGAUAAAAGAACAGGAUUAAGCUGAACCAGAAUAAGCCCAUCCAUACAAGGGUUUGUACAGUAACUGUGCCAGCUCAAAGGUGUCCAUUUAACUUGGGAAUAGCUGGUACAAAAAGGAUAUCCUCCAUAGGGAAAAUACCCCUUUGCUGCCACUGUAGGCCUGGAAUUGGUCACAUCCCACAGUUCUCUAAGUCCCUUCAUAACAAAAGAAAGCACGGCAAGAAAGGAGAGGAAACAUCCAGAGCUUCACAAAGGGAUAAAAGGACAGAAAUGGUGACAUGAGCAGCUCUGAGGUGGGGAUGAGGAGCACUUCGCCAUCCCCCGCACAGCAAUGCCGCCCACCAAGGAUUAUGCAAGUGCUCCAUCACACGUCACUAAUUAAUUGCUAACAUGCCAGGAGCCCAAAGCAGCAAGGAGAAACAUCAGCUGCUCAAAAGGGCUCCGGGAACAAGAGGAAACUGGAAUGAAAUCUGACAGCAGUGACACCGCAGUCCCGGAGCCUUCCAGUGCUCUGUCCUGAAGGAGAGCUUCCUGCACCAGCGAGUCUGAGCACCCCAUGUUCCUAUAGAACAGCACCAAGCCUGGCACAGCACUGCUGAGUGCACACUGCUGCAUAGAGCUGCCCCAUAGCACAGGCCUUUGAAGCCCAAAACAGGCACGUGUCCCACCCCACACUCUGACAGCUGUGUCACUCUUACCGUAGCUUCUGGAUGUUGGACGCAACGCCGGACAGGCGGUAGAUCCCAUCCACAAUGCCAUGCUUCUCAAUGAAUUCCGUGCAGCUCUUGAGGACCUGGGGGACUAAAGAACAAGUGCCAGUGGUUAGUUGAGCUUGUUAUUCUAGUGUGGUUCAGGCUGUGCUCUUGUCACAUCCCAUCCACUAAGCCCAGCUGGGCUACUGCUCGGUUCUUCCUUAAAGGAGAAAGCUGUCAGAGAUGUCGCUGCUGGUGAGGAUACUGGACAGAGGUGAGUUCUUUGCUUUAAAGAAGUGCCAGGACCUGUGUAUCAGCCUGGAGAAAGUCACUGUGGUGAAGCCAGAGACACUGCAAGUCCCAUCACAGCGCCCACGAGAAAGACGGUGUUAAAUCUCAUGUCCAGAAGAGCUAUGAAACUGAUUCAAUAUGCUCUCUUUGGCCAAAAGGCUCCCUUUGUUUUCAGACCAACAUGGGAUUGACUUACACAGCUUGGUUUCAGCAAGUACAAAUGUUGAGUGGAUGCUGCUUUCUGCACCAGGGAAAGUGCAGUGUUUACAACUGGUAAUUUCCUCCCCAGAGUACACAACAAACCACACUCACAGCAACAGCAGUCAGACCGUCGUACGACAGAAUGGAAAAAAUAAGCCCAGGAGAUAUAAUUAGGUGUCAAGUUAAUAUUUAAGCCACUUCACCUACUGAUUCUUUCCAGUUGACUUCAGUCCCAUGCUCAGCUGCCUGAGCUAUCUGUCCAUCCAUGUGGGUUUGAGGAGCAGCACGUCAUUUUAUCUAUCAUAGGGAGAUAAAACUUCUCUAAGCACAGAGGAAAAUUAGGACUGAGCUCCUGUGAACGUCAGCAAACCUGCAGGGCGAAGCCCACCUCCGUGUGGAUUCCUCCACAAACCACCUUCGUGCCACAGCUCCUAUGAUGAGCGAGAUUUAUUCUUACAUCAGAUGCUAAGUCUGAUCCUCAACAGGUCACGUGGCAAAUCCCCCCUCUAUCAAGCAGCAAACGCCAUCUGCCACUCAGUUCUCCUAAGUGCUGCUGAACGGAGAUGCUCUGUGUAUCACUGCUCCUCUCUGGGCUUGCAGCAAACAGCAGACACACGGCAAGAGAAGAGUUGCUGUAAGUGGUUCCAUGGUGGUCAGCAGAAGCACCCUGGGUUAUGGGCAGGUGACAGAAUGAACCCAUGCAGGCCCAGCCAGGCAGAACGUGUGUUCCCCAUCUUGGAGACCGUGUGUCAGUUGUCUGCAGUGCCAUCAGCUGAACGUCUGAGAGAAGGGCAGGCAGAACAGAUGGCCCUACACCAGAAUACAGUUUCAAGAAACAUUUUUAGAGGACACAAUCUUUAUUAAAAAAAAAAAAAAAUCUCACACCUCUUGAAGAAGAAAGUUCUAAUGUGUAAAGUGGAUAGGGUGGGAGGUGCACCAUAUUCCAGCAACUGCCAAAGAAGGCGACAAUAUGUUUCACGUUGCACUGCAGCAUUGGGUAAGUGUGACCCAGGUAUAAAUGGAUGCAGAAAGAUGGGAGAUGAGCACAGCACCUUCCCCUGAGGUGGGCAUGGGGCUGAUACUGAUACAGGGUGAGGAAGGAGAGCACAGGGGACUGUAAGACACACAACAUCAGCGCUCAGUUUGGUUUCACAGAGACAAAGGAAGACAACGUGGGAUGUCCCACAAAAUCAGCAGCACCCACUGGAAGAAAUAACCGAGCAAAUAAAUGGCACAUUCCCUGCCUGGCUGCUUCCCACCAGGGAGGCUGACACCACACAGCACGGGGGCAGCCCACGCAGACCCCCUGUUUCUCUGCCCCUCCUCCUGGGCUUGAUCUAGCUGUGUAAACACACAGCAUGGUGAGAGUGGUAUUUAUGUCCCCGCUCAUCUGAGCAGCGACCCGUUGUGAUGCUGUGAAUCGGGUCAGGGGAGCACGGAGGGGAGGAGGGGGCUGCAGGAACAACAGCACUCUGCAUACAGCACUCCGCAUACAGCACCCAUCAUGGAAGGGACGGGCACAGUCAGAAUUAAUGCACACUGAAAACAUCCAGCAGGCUUCUUCCACGCAUUUCCUAAUCUGGUUGCCAGGACGAUCUGUUCUUUAAGCUAAAUAUAUCAUGCCAGCACCACAGAUAUUUUGGGGGGAAUUUUGCAUGGUUGAAGAAGUGACUGAAUUACAAGUAGGGCCUUAAUUAUAGUUGAAGGCCCUUUGCUGGAAUGGCGAUUCGAUUUUUCUAAUUUCUGAACAAAGAUGACACCUGACAAGUGUGUUUAAUCGCCCUCUCCCCUUUAAUUCUAAGCCCUUUAGCUAGAUCCACACUUACAUACAUGUGUGUGUGGAUGGAAGGAAUCAUCUAUUACCAUCAGAACAAAGCAUCAGAAACAUAGCACAGGCCACAGCUUCACUGGGCGAAAAUGAGCUCUGCCACAACCACCACCCAUAUCGUGCCUUCUGCAGGCACCUACGCCUACCUGUCCCUGCUGUGGGGGCACAGAACUGCUGCCCGUGCUUACUGACCAUGCACACAGCCCUUUGCACAUCCAAAUCCCCACGCAGAUACCAGCAGUGCACCAACACCCACUGUUGGUCUCAUUCCUUCUCUGAGCAAGGCGAAUCUCCACCCGCCGGCUGCAGCCCCCCUCCCUGCAGUGGAGUCACCAACUGAUCCAAACCAACUGUGCCAAAGCAGCGCCAGCUGCUGCAUCUGAACACCUCCCCUUGGGGAGGCUCUGAGCACCACCACACAUCCUGCUCCAAAACCCACCACCUCUCCUCCAUCCCCCACCCGUCCAACCACGGGCACUGCAGAGAAGCAAUGGGAACGGCUGCCCCAGCCAAGGCCCUGCCAGACCGCAUCCCUGCAGCAGCUGGAGGAAUUGCUUCAACUUGUUCCUGAGCAUCUCUCCGCUGAUAUGAAAGGUUUACUGCAUCUCCUAGGGCUCAUUAACUGGUUAAUUCUUCCCCAUUAAGAGGAGGCAGAAGUUUUAUGGCUUUCAUUCUGAAGAGCAACUUGAUUCAUCUUGAAAUCAGACACAUUUCCUCUCCUACCAUCUUCUUGUUGUUUUUCUUCCCUUUUUAAUCAUUUGUAAUGUUCCCUCCCUGGGUUCUGGGAGGCUUCUUUAUAUUUUUAUUUUUCCAGUGCAUUACUGGAAUUAGAACUAUUUGUUCAGCCUGGGGAAUGAGGCCUCCCAUCAAGCUCCCCUCUCACAGCAUUGUUUCCACACUAUUACAGCAAUAAGGUGUGCUGCCACAUAAGCCAGGCCUUUGGCUGGUUAAUGGACCACAGCGUGUUGAAAUGCAGCUGCUCAGCUGAAUUCCACACACAGCAAAGCAACGCAGAAAGCAAAACCUGUGACCCACCAGGCACAGCAAAUGAACAGCCCUGAGUACCACCCAACCACAUAGGCAAAAGUAAAGCCAAACACAUCCAUCUCCCUUACUGCACAAACACCAGGUUGUUUAAGAAUAUACCAAUGAAUGUAGUCAAGAAAUAGUGUUGCUCUCACCCCAAUCAUUCUUUUAUUUUUAGCUCAAUUCUUCAAAGAAAUAUCCAAGUAUUUCCACCCAGGGCAUCACCUGCACACACGUUUACAACCACACAGCCAACACCACCCCCCACGUGGUCACAGAAAAGCUAACUUUGACAUAUUCUCUUCUUGGGACCUUUGGCUCAUUCUGCAUCUGUUUCCUUAAGUUUGACUCACCAGGAUUAAGAGAGAAGAACAAAACCAAACAAACAGUGACUUCGAGAUGCUCCCUUCCUCAUUUUCCAGCAGCAACCCGCACUGUAAGAAUUCACACUGCUGAGGUGCUGAGUAAAGUCCAAGGCAGCUCCCACAAGCUGCACUAUUUCCUGGAAACGUGCAACGCUUUUAUUUGAAGGUGUGACUCGUGCUCUGCAUCCCUGUGAUAAUGACGAGGGGCCAUAAAGCACAGAUUGGUUACCAUGCAGUGCCCACUGCAGAGUCAGCCUCUGGCACUGCCCUCUGCCGUGUAAGAUGGGACUGCUUGGUUAUGGCAGUUUGUCCAGGAACUGUGCAAAAAAAAAAACCCAAAAGGGCAAAGUCUAAGCCUGAGAAAUAUGAAUCUCACCGUGCUGCAUCACGCUGGGCAGGCAGGCAGACAUCGCAACAUGCUCAGCAUCACAGGUAUAUCUGUGCUAGGGAAUUCCUGCUUUGAGCUACCAUGCUUACUCCAGCUGUUUUUACAUCCAAGAUAGGCGUUGUUGUGUGGUACAUCCAUCUCCCAGGUGGCAUCCACUUAACUCUCUGCAGUCGUUUGCAUGCAUAUCCAUUAAAAGGAACAAAUAUACUACAGAUAUAUUCCUACACAGACUGCAUGUUAGUGCCUUCCAUUUAGAUCUAUCAAGUUAAGAGGGGCAAAGCACCCACCUCAGCAGGAGCAGAGUGAGGGGUGAGAGCCCAGCAAUUCCUGCCUGGAGGGAAACAUUUUCUUCCUCCUGUUUGUUCUCCCUGCAGCUGCAGCAGUUUCCAAAUGCAAAUUAAUUUUCAACUCCCUGCUGUCCCCUGGGUCACUCAGGCAUAAAGAAUGCCUCUCCUCACAGCUGCAGGCAUGGUGAAAGGGAGGCGACUGAGAAAUUGGCUCUUUUCUUAACUGCCAGAGCUUGUAUUGCCUUCUCAGUUCGCCCUUUUUGCAACUACUUCCCCAAAAACAAGUAAUUCUCUGUGGGAACCCCACGUACCUCUUUGUAAUGCUAACCCCCUACCCAGUAAUCUCGAGUUCCAGCAAUUGAGAGGGCAGAUGGUGAAGCAAUAACAGUGCGUGUUAUGGUUGGAAAACUGCCCCAAAUAGCUCAGAGCUAUUGGCCUUCAGAAGUAUCAACUGGUGCUCCACGAGUUCGUGCAGCAGUGAAUGCAUCUGCACAAAGUGGAAUAUUCUCUACUCGUGCACAGUGGGACAGCCGCUGCUGCAGGGCCCAUCCUUCUGGGGGUGUCUGGGCACACAAAGCACAGCAGCUCUGCAUGCUUUACACAAGUGCUCAGGUGAUGUAGGCACCUUUUGGAAACGUCUGACAUGUUUGGAUCUGUGAAACUAUGCAAACCCAAUUAAGGAACAAGUGCUGCCCCAGAGUUCAUCUACAGAGCCAUUUAUUUCCCAGCCUACGCUGCCUGCAGAGCUGAGGCCAACAGGGGCUCAGAUGCACAAAAAAGUGCUGAGGUUGGAUGGUAUUUCUUCACUGCAAAAUGUUAUGUAAAUAGGGAAUGGUAGAGGUCCAUCACAUACAGGUUUGGGCUCUGACACACAGCUCAAAUCCCGGUGUGUCUCAGAUCUCCCCUUUACCAUUGGCUCCUCAAGAACAACAUGAAUCACUUGGGGAGGAUAAGAAGUGUACUGUAACUCUGUGACAUGAAGGACAUAAUAAGCUUCCAAAGAUUCAAGUACUGAGAAACGUUUACAGACGGAGAAUCACAUCCUCACCAUCUGUGAGUGUCAUUCUCUGAGCCCAUUCAGGCCCUGGCAGACCUGCUACCAUUUCUCUUGAACUGAACAAAGUAUUUCAUGGAGGAUCUUCUCCUUCACUCUCAGUCUUCUCAACAGGACUGUACCAUACAGGUACUAUUAAAGGAGGAGCAGAGUUUCAUCAAUGUCUGCAUUACAAGGCAGGUUCAUUGGGAAGCACACGGUGCACCCACUGGUUUGUGAGCUGUAACCUUGAGAGCAAUCCUGCCCUUACCUACUGUUUUAUUUAUGGCUCUCUUCCCACAGCUACCUGAGGGCAUUAUGAAUUUCACCAAAUAAAUAACCAUGCAUUAUCUUACCUGUGGCACCAAUGGGAAGUUAGGAUGCGGUUAGGUGCUGUUAAGAAGCUUAUCUGAAGAGCAUAAUAGCUACCAGAAGAGAACAAACCCCUCCCUAGUAAGCAGUUGUUGCUGGUGCCCAAUACGUAACAGGAUCGUGUAUGCUCUAAUUUGAUCUCACAGGGUUUGGAAAGGGCUCAGCUUGAUUUUUUUUUCAAUGCUGCCCAACUUGUCAUAAGUAAUUGAUAAUAAAUGUGGGAGAUUGGGGAUAAUAGGAAGAACAGAGACCAAGAAUCGGGAGUGUUAAUAAGCUUUGUCUUCUGUUGGCAUUGUCUUUUUCAGCAUGAAAAGCAACACCUCCUCCUGCACCUAAAGCACAAAGAGGAGAUUACAGCUCCUCUGAUGGGAAACCUAUAAAUCAUAAACUGUGCCAUUUCUACCCCCACCUUGUCCAGUUAAGGAAGCUGAUAAAUUAUCAAUGCAGCAAAUGCACAAAGCUGUACCAAUGCAACACAUACACGAGGAGGCACAAAACAUAUCAUUUGCUCUUAGCCUACAAAAUCCACUGUGAAUAGAGCUGACUUUGUUGGAUGGAUUCUGUCAUGAGAACACCCAGUAGCACACUCAGGGCACAUCAGGGUUAGCCUGCACCCAACUACAACCACCCAGAGAAAAACAGCACUUCCAUCCCGUGUUGGGCAACAGGAGCUUUUCAGUGUAGGCAAAGAGCUGCCAGGAUAUACACCUCAGCCUCCGUGGUCCAAGCGAUUCCAGCCUGUUACCCCACACACACCUGAACACUGAGCUCCCUGCACAGCAAUCCCUCAGCUUUGGUCCAGGAGCUCACUGUAUCUCAGUGCAGUGCCCAACCAGCUGCCAUCAGGGCCUGCAGAGCUCCAACAGCAGCCCUUGCACGGCCCACAGAGUGCACACCGACCACAGCAUUGCGUGCAGCUGCAGAGCAGGGACAGCAAACGUUCCCCAACGUUCUGAGGCACAACUGAGGACGCGGUACGGAUGCUGCAAUGCAGCAUUUAAGCAGCUCCCACACUAAACAAACACAUCCUCCUCCAGCACAGAUCUGUCUAAUUGGGGUCGGGCCACACUUCAGUUCUGUUUGGUUUCCUUUGAGAGAAAAAAUCAGAGGAAAAGAAGGCUGCCUACCCACAGAGGGCACAGAGCCUUCACCCACUGGGGACUGUGCUGGAUUUGUUGCACCUUGCAGCUCUGCACAACAAAGCAGCAGUGCAGACACCAGGGGCACAGAAGCCACUGGGAGUGUCCCUCGGGAUGAUGCAGAAUGAGCUGCUCCGUGCUGAGCACGGUCUGCUUUCAAGUGGUGCCUCGCUGGCAGGCAAGAAAAAGCCCAGAAGAGCCAACAAAUGAGUAAUGCACUAAAAUAAAACGGAGAUGGCGCUCCCAAGGCAGGCUGUGAUGGCCAUUGGGUAUGUACUGCAUAAGCCAGCCAUGUUUGAGGGAUGCAUCACCAUGGCCUUGGGUAGAUUUAAACCCAACAGAGAAGUCAAAAAUCCUUCAUAUCAUAACUGGUUUUACUCCUACAGGCAUCAGCCCAUCAGUCAAUACUCACACGUGGAACAAGAAGGGCAGGCUGUGCUGCUUUCACUGCAAACAACGUGCCCAUGUAAUACUAACACAAAAUGGCCCAAAGUGUAAACACACUACAACCUGGAUUUAAAAAAAACACACAUACAACUGAACCCCAAAACCAGGAUGUUACAGCUGCCAGCCCAUAAUCACUGCAAUCCCCAGCAUGAGUCACCAGUCAUAAAGGGAGAUUUCAAGGCGCAGUACUCAUCCCUACUGCUGUUUUUGCUGCUAACAUCCUUACCUCCCUCCCUCUACCUGUUUAUAGGGUUAUUUCUCAGGUGCCUACACAACAAUUACAAAAUUGACAAAUUGCAUCCUCAUCAAAAACAAAAAGGCAACAAGGGCCUGCUUGCUCCACACAUCCUAUCACAGCCAGCCACCCUCCCCUCGGGACAGACUCCGGUAAGCAGAGGCAUCAUGUCCUGCAGUUCUGCAGACACAAGUUCUGUCACGCCAACCUGAGAUGCAUUUUCUGCCUCAGUGAAGACCAAACUCAAAAACUCAGGGGAUCUGAGAUAAAGCUUUGCCAAUCAGGGAGCUGAACGCAGAGCACACCUAUGGAGCUCUGCGGGAUGCUGUCACCUGGGCUCCUGUUCCACCAAUAAUGUCACUGCUGUAUCACUUCCCUCCUGGACAUCUCAUGCCAAUGUAUUCUCCUUCUGACAGAGAUGCAGAAUGAGAGUGCUACUUUGCUGUGCUCACAGAAAGACAACACUCUGCAGGAGGUAAAGCACCUCCUCUUUGCACGUUCCUCCUGGGUGCACAGACAUGCAAUGCAACUUCCAGCUGCACCAUCCAAGCCCACUGCCUCAGUGUUCACGUAACAAAGCAUCAGACCUCUCAGCUGUUGUCCUACCAUCUCACUUCUACUCUCUGCAUCUAUUCUCCUCUCACCAUAACAAUGAAUCCUCUCACACACACAGUCAUGUUUAUUUCCCUGCCAAAAAAAAACAUUUAGUAUUUAUUCAAAGACUUCAAGAGAUGGAGAACUCAUCUCCAGUGCUCCCACGCCGAACCAUCACGUUCGCCUCUAAUUAGCAUUAGCCUCAGUUAAUCUUUCAGCCAUCAAUUCCCAUGACAGACUUCUCCACUGGUACCAACCUGCCCCUUGCUAGAUAUGAUCCCUCUUUCAUCUUUACGUUCCCAGCAGAGGAAGAACUCAGCAUUGAGCUGCUCCUUACCAUCCUGGCCGGAGUUGAGCAGAUGCUCUCCCAGGUCACAGCCAAACACCCUUUCCUUGAGGAUCCCCCGCUGUUUCAGUUUCUGUUUGGUUGGUCGGGACUUCAUGAAGGAACGAAGGAAGGUGAUGAGCUUGCCGUGCUUCUUUGACACUGCACAACAAAACGAAGAAAGUAAUUUGUUUCAGACUGGACUCAGUUGGACAAGGCCAAACAUAGCACAUCCAAUGGAGCACGUAAAAGCUACAAGAACACUACUAACAAUCAUAUGCCCAAGGAGGCUGUGGAUGCCCCAUCCCUGGAGGCAUUCGAGGCCAGGCUGGAUGCAGCUCUGGGCAGCCUGGUCGGGUGGUUGGCGACCCUGCACAUAGCAGGGGGUUGGAACUGGAUGAUCAUUGUGGUCCUUUUCAACCCAGGCCAUUCUAGGGUUCUAUGAUAUGCAGGCAAGACAGAUUUUCUGAAGUCCAGUAAUAAACAGAGUUGGCUUUUGUUCUGACUCUUGGGCAGCAGAGGUAACAGGGGAGCUUGUAAGGAAAGCAUUUAACACAAAGAAACGCUGAUCUGGAAUGUGGCUUCAGGUGGGAAUUACUGAAGCACUGCCCAUCAGUGGGCUGCACCACACUGCAGUGUUCACCUAUGCAGAAGGAACAAGGCUGAGCUAGCAAAACAUGCUUUUGGAUCAGGUCCUUUUAGCAGCUUGACAGCACUACAUUGAUACACAGCACCAAAAUGCAUCUGAAUACCUGAAAUCCCAAAAUCUCCAGCAAAACCCAGGUCUGCAUUCCCAGUGGCCCAACUAAACCAUUUAAUGAAACGCAGAAGCACUGAGCAGGACAAACUGUGACGAUGGGGACUUAAAUUACAGGAAUGUUUUCAAUUUGAUGGGGCUCUUUAAUUACACACAACAAACCAGCAGACUGUGCUGACACACCAAACAAAGCUAGGGCAGAUUUUGGUUGUACCCAUCACAGUGCAGUAAUAUCUCCUUUAUCAGCUCCCGUCAGCCCUGCUCAAAGGCAGACGGAGUCUCAUCCUGACCUGUGUGCAGCCAUACAGGGUGACACCAUUGGGAUGCUGUGAUAAUGCCACCAGAGCUGGCAGACUCAGGACAGACCCUUCUACCAGUCUAUCAAAUAAUACACACGUAUUCAUUGAAUCAUCUCAUAGACUAUGAAUACAGCUCUUGCUUGACUUAAUGAAAAACAAAACCAUCAGAUAAUGGAAGAACGAAGAAGAAUAUCCAAUCCCAAUGGUGCACAAAUGAUGACUCUGUGCCAGCACCUCUGACCAGCAGCACAGUGCAGUGCAUACACCUCAGUGAUGCCGAGGCAUGCUUUGCUUGGCACUGACACACACACCUCUGUGCAGAACGGAGACCCUCUUCGGACAGAAUCAAUCUGCCCUUACGCUGCUCAGCACGGGUUAAAAUAAUUGUUGUGUUUUCUGCACCAUUAAGCAGUCCUGCAAACACACAGUGCAGCAAUCCAUGACUGAGCCAGGCAGUGCCUGGGCAGACGAAGGAACCCAAGCUUUGCCUAUCCCAGCCCAGGGGAAUAGCUGCAUGCUUCCUUGGUUAAACAGCCUUCUCUGAAUCACUUCCCUCCCUGCAAGAGUUUCUCAGCUUAAAGCAACUUCUGGGGCUUACACAUAGGCAGGAAUGAUUCACUGAUAAGGGGAGUCAGGCUUCUCUGGAGUGGGGGAAGAAAAUGCAAGAGAACUCCAGCAGCGCUCUCCUUGCUGACAGGUUAUCAAAAGGAACAAAAAAAGCACGUAGGUGUCUGAUCAGGAUAAGCUAUCAUAAGAACAUGGGAGGCUGUCAGGUUUGCUGUCUUGGGGCCAAUAGCAAUAAAGGAGAAAUGCUUUCCAUCCCACUUCCAGCUCCUCUGGCAUCAUUUGACCCUCAAACCAGCAACGCAUAUCCGAAGAGAUUUCAUUUCUGAUUCAUUUCUGUUUUGAUUAAGCUAGCGCAGCAGUCCCAGUUUCUGUAUAAACACUGACACAAAGGUUGCUACCAGGAAUUCUGCAGAAUAAAUGUUUUCUGCUCCAAAACACCGCACCAAAACCUCUGCUGUCACAGCUCCAGCAGCAGCAAGGGCACCCAUGUGCCAGCCCAGUGCUCCAGCUCUGUCAGCCCAAUCUGGGGAGUGCAAAGAAGUAAUGGGAUCCAGGGAAAGGACCUAGACGAGAACAGACCUAAAAGUGUUCCAGGCUAUGGAGAUCUGGACAAACUACUUAACCCUUUCCUACUCUCCUUAGUCAGCCUAUCUAUAUAUAUUACCAGUGCUGCUGAACUAGCAACAGAAAGGCAAACAAAACUAAGUGAAAAUCCUAACGUUUAGCCAUAUUACUUUCCAUCUCAAAUGCAAACACUCUAAACCAAGCUGUUGAUUGAGAACCUGCAAGCUCUCCUAGAAGGAAAAGGGCUGAUCUUCCUCCAAGGACAGGUUUGGCCAAGCAAGCAAAGGCAAACUCUCCGUCUGCCAUAGUGAGAAUGGCUGCAAAAAGAAAUAAUAGUAGUCAAAAAACAACCCAAGGUCGGACUACUUUUAAAGUGUUGCUGGCAAGAAUACAUCAAUUAGGAGUGCAAAAAAACCCACAUCCUUCAGUGCCACAGCUGUGCUGGCCAAAGCCUUUGUGCACGGGAGGGAAAGCAGCAGAACUCCGUGGCACACAGCGUGCUGUGGCUCUGGGAAGCUGCCAUCGCCGAUCAAUCUGUGCCGUUGUUGCCAUUCCACCCAGCCUUUGUAGUGUAAGUGAGGCCCCAAAUUCCCCCGACAUUGAUAAAAACUAUUAAAUAACAAUUACUUCAUUAAAAGCAGGGCUUGCUCGCCCUCAUGCCGCAGACUAUAAAGCACUUCAGGAUAUACUUUACGCAGCUCGUUUCCUGGAGAAAUGUGUCAGCCAGCAGCUGCUUCCAAGGGCUUUCAUGGCUGCAGGUCGGCACAAAGUGCUUUUCCUGGGUUACUGAGGGCUGAAAGCCCACAUGGAUCUUUUAGGACACGCUAACCUUCAUCCGAGCAUCGCAGCAUUCCUUUUGGGUUCCUGCAUCCCCCUGUGGGGCUGCACUGGGAGCUGAGUCAUGGAGUCAUGGAAGUGACCUGGAUUAAAGCAACCCGCUGAACCUGGUGCUCUCUCUCACGCUGUGCCCUCAGUGCACAAAGCAGCACAGCACACCAUGCACUCGGUCCAGCAGCAGCCCAACCAGGUCACAGACUGCUCUCCUCACCCAGCACAGAUCUGGUAGUGAUGCAAUGACUAUGGAUCUACCCCCAUGGGAUCGGAUGCAGCCCAGUGAUACCAACAGUCCCAGCCCAAACUGCAGCAGUAUCAUGGAUGGGCUGUGAAACUCUACUGGAGACCACUUCUAACACGUAGUAUUUAAUUACAAUGGUUGCCCACUGCAGCAAAAGCAGAAGGGAAAUGAGCUCUGCCUCCCAACCCCUUGGCUUUGAAUCACGGGGACCAAAGAGGUGAAUUCUCUCAAUAAAUGCAGCCUGACUGCAUACCCAAAUCCUGGCGUGCUUUUCCCCUCUCCUUUUCAGUAAUUUCUUACUGCAGCGCUCUGAGAACAAAAUACAGCACAGACAACACUGUAUGAUGAGACACUUGCAUCCUGCGAGAGCAUCUCCUGCUUUAUGCUUCUGCCUCUGCUCAGAGAGUGGGGAAAUUAAGAGAGGCAGACAUGAGCAGCUCUCAGCACUUGCAGUUUACACGCACAUAAGAGCCAAGUGCUCAUAGACACACAGCCAUCUGGUGACCAUCAGCACCAAACUUCGAGCAGGAUAAUGGCAGCUUCUUAUGGCACGUCCUCACCAUGGGAUUGGUGACAGCACCAUGUCUUCUAAUAGACGAUGGGUAAAGUUGGACUCUAGGAGAAGAUCUGAGCUACUCAGUGACCCACAUUCCAGCUCAUACCACUGUUUGUUUCUCCUGCUCCCCCCGGGGGCUGCGUGCUGCUGAGCCCAAGCAGCCCCUGCUGAGAGCUGCUGCAGGGCUGGGGGCAAAGCAGGGCCACAUGCGGCUGCCUGGGUCAUAACACAUCAACAAACUGCAAGGCCCAGUCACAGAACCAAAGAUGGAAUCAAGAGGUGUGGGAAUGCCAUUAAAAAGCACAGCGAGGUAUUGAGAAACAAAAGUGAAAUCAAUCCUCUACGAUGAGAGAUUUACAGGAAGCCAAGCUGAAAUCAUUCCACGCUAUCAGCCCCCAGAGACCCAUUUUCCUCCAGAAUUAAGCUCUACUGUGAGGAGAGGAAGAGCAGCAAUGGGAAUCAGGAGCACAUCAGAGCUGAGAGCGAAGCUGAGUUUUGCCACCUCCCUGAUGUGCUCCUGAUUCUGCAGCCACUGUUCACAAACACGUUUACCUGCACAACCACUGCUGAGCAGACUUAGUUCAGCUGGUUCCCCUCAGAGCAAUUCUCUCGAGCUCUUUUUAAAACCUCAGUCAAUAGUUUUUAAUCUCCUUCCCUUCACACUUAGCAAGACGUGCUCUGUGGACCCACAUCUUACUGGAGAGAAAUCACACAAAGCCAAGAACUGAGUCACAUCUCCCAGUUCUCUCUCAUGUUCCUUAGCAACGGGGCAUUUUGCUUCUUUCCUCCUGCCACAACAGAUUCUAUUUUGGAAGCUAAUUUAUACAGCCCUAAAAACCCAACCAGAAUUUGGAACCACGCACCAUCACAUUCCUUUAGCUCUUGAAUGGGACCAACCACCACAUCAGUAACCACACCACUGGGCUCCCUUGCUGGCCAUAAAGAUUUUUAGGAAGAUUUCUGAAUUCCAGAGAUCUGAGUCUAAAAAUAUCCUUCUAUCUCAUAUCUAAUAGCCUUGAUAAGUGUGUAUUUGCUUAUUUGCUCGGGGAAAGCAAACAGCAACUGCUGAGCACCGUGAUGCUGCAGUAUUUACCAGCUGACAUCAGCUGAGGCCGGCCUUUGGGCAGUGCUUGUAAGCAAUACUCUCAGCAGAAUGGAGCUCCUCUCUGUGCCUGCCAGCACCACUUUCGGCUCAGGUCUGAGCAGCAGCUGCUUUUGCUCAGCAGAGGAACACCUGGCAUAGAGACCCACCAGCUCAGGAACCAACUCUGUGCAUUCCCAUUCCCAGGUUACACAACCACCUCUAUCAUCUGCUGCUGCACUUAGGUCUCGUUUGUCUCCUUACAGAAGGCUACAAAAUCAAAUGGUGCAUCUGACCAGCAGCACCGACAGUUUCCAACAUUCUUUAUGGGAUCUGAGUGUGCACAGCUGCACAUCUAUGAUGGUACACAUACACAUUACCGACAGCUUGAACAGUCUGGAGAUGGCUUCUCUACCUCCAGGAGAACAUACAUAUAAGAACCAUUCACACUGACAAAAAAAUCUUCCCAGGCACUUUGCUGCCAAGUUUUCUGGAGUAUUUACAAUGGGAUAACAGCAGUAAGUGCAAGGCCAGCUACAGGUGAGCAUCACCUGCCCACAGACAGGGAAUUCUGGUACCAAGAACUCUGCUACGCUUUCCAGGUAAAGAGAUGCCUGAUCUUUUCAUCAACUCCAAGGCCAUAAAGGAGCAUGAAGAUAAUAUGACCUGACCUCCUGAGCAAACAGACCACAGGAAAUCUCAGAAUUCAUUUCUUGAAGGAGAGCACCUCUACCCUGGGGGCAGCAGUAUAUGGCCAGGAGAUAUAAAUCACAGCCAAAGGCUAACAGAGAAAAGAGAGAGGCUUCAAAGGUACAAGAGCUGACAAGGUCAAUCUAUUAAUUCUAUUAACGUUUCCCUUGGAUCUGGGGAAAAAAGCAGUGCUCAUAGUGGUAGUGACAAAGCAGCAGGGAUGGGCUUCGGUCAGGUAACGCAGGUCUUUGCAAUGGGAGAGGGGAAAAGGUAACAGCCAGGCAACACCAGGGCAGCAGCAGAACCAGGGGAUGAGCAGUGCAAACUGGGAAAUGCAGAGCUAGGAGAAAAGGAGCGAAAGAGACACCUGCAAUAUUCUUUUUUCUUUUCUGUCUUUUUUUUUUGUUGUUGUUCAUACUAUAUUAUGCCAAAUCUCUGUGUAUCCCAACGGAGCUUAAUGCAGCCCUCUUGCUUAUCUUGCUCACCUUGGGGAUUAAUGAUCCUCCUGAAAAGCCACGUUCUGGCAGUCAGUGCAUCAGUAGCACAACCAAACCUCUAUCUGUCCACCAGGGACACCGACUGUUCCCAGCCUCACUCUGACUGGAAGGAGAACUGCCUUUGCCCUCCCUUAUUCUCACUGCCUGCAAACACCAGCCAUGUGCCCUGUGCUGUAACCUCCCCAUGACCGAAAGGCUUCAGAACGCCCUGAAUGAAGUCAGAGCGUGGCUGCUGGCUCCUCACCCUCACUGCUGACACAAACAGCAGCACUGCUGCAGGAGAUUGUCCAAAAACCUGACAGUAACCAAAACCAACCCUGAGCACCACCAAGACACACGCACACAGCCCAGAGCCUUCACUUGUCAUUCAAGCACAGCUCUGACAUCAGCCAAACCAGGAUAACCGGAGUGACUGCAGUCAAGUUCCUCCAGUUCUGCAUGCAGCACGCUUCAGCUCGGGUGGUGGGAGGAGGCAAGCAGUGAAAAAAGACCUGACAUGAAUCACUAAACAGCAAAAGCUGAAUAACAGCGAGUUUGCCAGGUGAGACCCAGUCCUGCUCCGAGAGGGCGUCUGCUCUCACGAGAGGCACUGGGAAAGGAGCUGCUGUUCCCUCAGAAAGGGAUGUGAGCAACCCACCUGGGCUGAGGAGGGCUCAGCAUCUCCUUUCUCCCAAACCACAUGGCACAGCCCCAGCACAGACCCGUCACACUGGGAGCACUGCAUACCUCUCAGUUCCCAUUGCAGCUCUCCCAGACUGGCACUGAAGAUCCCUAUCUGUUUCCACUAGCCAGAGGGCAGAUGUUUACCAUCCACACCAACUACUUUCACACUGCCGUGACCUACUCUGCCAGGGUUGACAUCAGGACAGCUCGUUGCCUAUUCACAACCUCAACUGUUUCAAUUGUUUCUGCUUCAGCUAUUGACACCCACAUCAACCCCCAUGAGGAUUCUGCCUUUAGAAGCCAAGUUUACACUCACCUAGAGUGGAAAUGAUAUUGAACACAAGGAACACAGGACACAUUCAUGUCAGUCACUUUAUAUGGCACCGAGGAUGAGAAUUACGUAUUCCCAUACAUCUCCUUACACUGCUGAAGUGUACAAAAGCUUUACUGAAAAUCAGGCCCAAUGCAUUUGCGGGCUUGCAGCAAACUAAAUCUGCUUUCUAAGACUCAGGAAUGCAGACACUGCAUUGUUCUGCGUGCUUUAUUCUUCUCCUUUAUCAUACCAGCCCAGAGCUUUGAUUUCCAGUGACUCUUUCAUCACGCCUGUGUGGUGCCCAGAACAAAGGAGGUCGGGGAGGAGUGGAAGGGGAAGGCCUCCUGCCUCCUCUCUCAUAAAUAAUAAGACCCCGCAGGGCACUUGGUCCUUAAAAUAGCCGGUAGCUUCUAGGAGGCUUUCUGAACAAAUAGGAACAGACGAGCCGUGGCUAUUUGCAAAGGGGCUGCUAUGAUCCCAGUAACUGCUCCUCCUGGGAAUUUUGUUUCCCAGAGCUGCACUCGGUGCCCCGGGGCUCCGGCACACAAUGGAUGAGCAGUUCUAAAUAGGAAGCCCCAUUUUCCAAACAAUACCACCCAUAAUAUUAAUGCUUGGGAACGCAUCCUAUGUCCUCCCAGCGCUGGUCUGAGAGGAGAGGGAAAACAAAGGAUAAAGUGAUAUGCAAAGGUCUAUUGAAAUUCAAAUGUUAGACAUGCCCAUCUGUCAGCGCCUCUUUGGAGGGGUAUAAACCCGUGGGUAACCCCGGUCGGCAGAGCACGCACAUGGGAGGGGGUCUGGGAGCUCCGGAAGUCUUCCUCCCCUGGGAUCGGGCUGGCAAUCUUCACAGCAACCAUCCCAGAUCUGAAAUGAACGCUUUAACAGCUCCGGCCUGCUACACACCCACGGCCCGGGCGUAAGUGCAAUAAACGCAGUUUUAUGGCUGCGGAUCUAGGAAGCAGGAAGGUGCAAUAGAAACCUGAAACCAGAGGUUAGUAAAAGGGAAACAGAAGUAAAGUGACAAAAGGGGGGAAGGCAUGCGGGCUUCCAUCGGCCUUUGCUACGGGCACAGCCCCGGGCUGCGGCUGCUGCUCUCAUCCCGCACACGGCGCGGUGCCCACGCGGAUCGGACAGCACACAGCAUACAGCACACAGCCCCGCUCCUCCCACCCCGCUCGGAUGGAAAAGCCGUGCAAAGACGUUCCCCAAACCGAAUACCUGGCAAGUUACUAAGCAACAAGUGGCCGCGGGGACCGACAAACGCAAGCCUUACAUAAGGAAGGAGACGGAGCCGCUCCGCGAGGCGCUCCCUUACCUUCCCGACGUGCUCCGACGGCAGCGCCCGCCCGGCCCCGCGCAGCCCGGGGCUCCCGCGGCACUCACUGCAGCCGGCGCGGAGCGGAGCGGAGGUGCGGAGCUCACCGCCCCCGAGCGCCGCCAGGCCCCUCCCCGGCACGGCGCCCCGCCGCCGGCUCCACCUCCCCAGGUGCCUCCUUCCCACCGCAGCCGGGGACGGAGCGCAGAGGGACGCGGCUCCAUCCGGGCAGAGCUCCUGGCGGCUCCGAUCGCGUCCCCUCCCCUCCCCACCUCCGUUAUCGGGACGCGAUAACGUCGGAUCUGCCCACAGCUUUCCCAUUCCUCGCACGGAGCUAAACUGCGCUUCAUGCCCCGAAGGGUACAGAGAACACCGCGCUAAGGUCAAAAACCCAGCCGGGUUGAGCCCCGCAGCCCCUCUUCUCUCCAGUGAAUGGCAUUACCUGCAUCUGCUUGAGGAAUAAACACUGCUGUGCUCUGCUGAGCCACGCUGACCCCCAGCGCCUCAGCUCACACACGGCUGCAGCGCACUCCAUCAAUCCAUCUCAGAACCGUGGGCUCACGGCUCACUGGGUCAGUUGGGCAGCCUCAGGGUCAGGAGAUUAAAGAGCAAUCUGCUUCUAUGUACGCAGACACGCUGACCGUCAGGAGGUAAAACACUUCUUUCGGUGUUCAAAUGUGUUAUUUUCAGAACUGCUUGCUGACUCACAUCUCCUAAUAAUGUUUUUCUCCAGCUACUUAUUCCACUCGAUAUUUAUUGCUGGAUCGUUUUGCAUGGACUCUGACCGUAUCACAUUUCUUUUUCCCUUAGCAGCCAACCGUGACCGCUGGAAUCCGGCUCUGUGUGUGCCCAGGUACAACCACUGCACAUACAGAAGCCACAUCCUGCUACCAGGAACGUUCUUCCUAUCAAACCCACUGAUAACCAUCACUACAAAUCCCAGCACAAACAGCAAAUGGAUGCAACAGAAGCAACGCUAUCCAAAAUGCACAGGCAGAAGGCACACGCAGCAAUUCAGAACAGAAGAUCAGCCCGCACAGGGCUGCCGAGCAGUCAUACAGAUGCACCAAACUGCCAGGAUGAUGUCUGCUUCUUUUGUUUUUUACUGUAGGACCCAAUACAUCUGAGUGCAUUGUGACAAGCUGUCCCACUUCGCACAGUUUGAAUCUAAGAAAAAACUUCCAAAUAUUUCAUUCAUAGAGGUAAAAAAAAGAAGAAAGCAGUUAGGAACGACACAAAACAUAUGCAAGUGGGGAAGAGAGGGCUUUUACUCACCUUCCCUUUAGCAAAAGCAAGUUCCCAUGAGAACAGGUCAAAGAAUUUGAUGCAAGCUUUUCUGCUGCUGUUACAGGAUUCAGUGCUGAAGAAGAAUGAGCACGACACCAACACGAGUUCUUAAAUGAAAUCCUGCAGAUGAAACUUCAGAUCAGCCGAGUCUUCGGAACUAAUUGCAGAUACAGGCUGAUUCAUGAGCAAACCCCAAAGGCCGGAGUGCUGCUGUGAUCUCUGCUGUGCAGCAGCUUAACGCUGCUGCUGGGGGGGGGGGAGGGAGGGAGAGCAGAGAGGCAAGGAGGGAUGGCAGGGCACGGGCACACAGCAGAAGCUGGUAAGCAGAGGUUUGAUGUGAGCAUCAUUGUGGCCCUGUGUGACUCCACAUGUCACUACCAGGAGAGGUCAGAGCCAAGGGCCACCAGCUAGGGCUAAAGCCGCCUGGAGAGCUUUCUGUUGUGGCUCAACAACUUGGCUCCUGCACUCAUCCAAUUAGUCAGGAAUGAUUCACAAUUAUGCAUGGAAAAGGAGAGCAGAACCGACCACCUUUCUGCCAGGAAUUCAGAGCUCUUACCACAAACAGAGCUUUGCUCAAGCCAACCAUUCUUAGAGCCGAGUCCCGCUCUGACAGAGCUUGUGAGAAAGGAAAAAAGUCUCAUUUAAAAACAACAAGAGCUCCCAGCUGGAACACAUGGAGAGCAGUGACGAGGAGCACAGAGCACUGGGCAUGGCCGCCCCAGCACCACCCCCUGCAAGUACCAUCAGCUCCAUAACAGAAGCACUCAUACAGUGCUUUCAUAUUACCGACAAUACACAGAGCACAGGGCUGGCACAGCACUGCUGAGGCCAACAGCCGUGGGCUUUCUUUGGCAGAUAAGCUGUGCCAACUCUGGCUGCUAUCUUUUUCUUCUUUACAGCAUGACCGGCUGUGCCAGGAAAAACACGAGUGUGGAUGUGGCCCAGGUUGGACACAGAGGCCUCAUUCACUGAUGCCCCACACCUGUGCUGUCACUGUGCCACACAGCCACAAGGUGCAGAGCAAUCAGCCUUCUGCUCACCAUGCAUGUGACUGCACAGGCAAUGCUCACGUGAGAUAACCGAUGCCUGUUAAAGUGCUUGCUUUGCACACACGGCAUUUGUUCCUGCAAUUAUAAAGGCUCACUGGCGUGGGGGUUGGGAGGGGACAGGCAGGUCUUGGAGCUGACCUAGAAACUCAGCUAAAAAAGCAACAAAAUGCUAUGAAUGAAACAGACAAACCAAACUGCAUCCAUCUGCCCCCCUCAGAUCCCCAGAACACUCGGAUGCCCUUUUGGUGUAGCACAGACUUCUCCUGCAGCUCCUUCCCCACACCACAGAGCCUUUUGUAACACCCAAACCUCUGUUCUCCUGGAGGGAAACUGUCACAUCCAGCCCUUCGGAAGAGCAUUUCGACCAGUUUACACACAAACGCCAGAUAACCAUCAUGACAAACCCAACCAAAUGCUACAAAUAUCUGUAUUUCCAGAGGGCCAACAUCACAUCAACGGCAAACGUUACCAAAGACCCCACAGAGUCUGUGGGUAAGAAGCACAUCCGUGGGUGCCUAUGAACACUACCCGAAUGUGGGAGUUCUGCUUCCUACCAGUGCCACAAACAGCUGCACCAGUCAAGGAUUAAAGGAUUAAGGAGGAAAAAGCAUUGACUUCCUAAUGCUGUGUGUCCCCAGGAAUUUAUCUGGAACACUUAACAUUCUUGCUCAUCCCUCCCUUAUGAGCUGGCUGGGAUUUACAGACUGCAUUUACGUGGUCAGUGUUUCAGGUUUGCCACCGGAGGCUGAAUUCAAAACCAAGUAACAGAUAAAAGGAUGUUCUCAUGGCCAGAGCUCCAAUGGUGUCUGCAGGAAAAAAAAAAACCUGCUAUUUGUCCACUUUCAGGACUUUGUUUCAGCUGAUUCCCCCACGUGGGGCAGAAGAGAUGCUGCAGGAGCAGGCAGGCAGCACGCUGCCGCCCUCCAAAUGCAACCUACCUGCAAAAUACUGCUAAAUCAAUCUGCUUUUUUAAAGUAAGCAUCCAACAAAGCACUCAUUGCAGAAGUGAAAUAAAGCCUUAAAGCCUGGUUAAAAGCAGUUCUUCCUUUGGUGACUCUAAAAGACAGCAAUGGAAGAAGAGACGUGGAUUUCAGCACUGGGACAUCAGGGGCAGCUUUGCACAUAGGAACCACAAGAAGACUGACAGCUGAAGUACAGAAAGUUGUUUCCUGCUCUCUCUGUGGAUGCAUUAGGAGCAUUUACAUCACCAUCAAACUACAGUAUUUAACCACAUUGCUUUUCUCUCUUAUUCAAGUAAGUUCUUUCCUCCAGACCAUGGCCCAAAAAGGUUCGGCACACUUUGGAAACACCAUUCUGAGGCACACACUGAAAGCCUGGAAAAAGAAGAACACUUUGCCUUUAGAAAUUCAGCAGCCAGGGAAAAGUAAAAACGAAGCUGAUUUACCAUAGAGACCAACAGCCACUUUGCCACCAAUAGUACUGAGCAUUCCCAGCACAAGACCCAGCUGGGCAGCGCUCAGGAUUGGGACUCACUCACUUGGAUGAGAUCACUUGCAGAAAAUCUGCCUUUUCCAGCUGUCAGAUAUUACAAUAAAAGCAUGUCUUUAUAAUCUAUUUCAACUACAUCUAGCUUCUAUAAGCAAACCUAGUAAAUGGUUGCUGCUAUCUUGUACAGGGUUAGACGUGAUUAGCACACAAUGGGCUCUACCUGAGCUCAGCUGUGAAUGGGUGACAGCCUCCAUAACACAUGCAGCACCCGGCUUUACAUUAUCCACCUCCAGAUCUGCUCCUAAUUAAGGCCAGGUAGGAAGAGGGCAGAAGAACAGACAAAAGGCACGAGAAAGGACAAAGUACAAUUAAAAUACCUCCUGGAACAAACUGCAGGAGAUGGACAAAUUGAUCUGCAGGGACAGCAAGUGGAGAAACAGCGCUCCAGAAAUCCAGAUGUUAGUGUUAUGCAUUCUAAGGUGUCGAUUCUAUAGUACAUUCUAGACCUGAAGUAUUCUUUCCUAGCAAUGUCUGCAUGCAGAAACAGUGAUGUGGAACGGCAUGGUCACGAAAAACAGCAAAAAAGGUGAGGUCAGAUGAGAUGAGCCAACAAAACACCUAAAUUCCCUGAGAAGUGGGGCUGCUGAGGAUGCAGGAAUAGGGCUGGCUCAGCAAUGACCACAGCACACGUCCAGCCUUCAGUUCUGGUACAAGCACACGUGUGUUAUAUAAACACAUUGCUGCAAUCAGUUCUCACAUGAAAAAGAGAGCUUUUACAAAUACAUAGAAUAGAUCACAACUGAGUUUGUAAAGGAUGAAUCACAGCAGGUUAAGCACAGCUGCAGCCCGCACACCUUUGGUCGGGCUGGGAGUUGCAGGCAGAGCUCCUUUAAGAGAUGCUGUUGGUUUCUAAGCGCAUCUCCCCCUCCGGCGCUCAGGAAGCAGCAUCGCCCACCCUGUGCUCUCCAGCAGAACAGCAGCUGGAGCCCCGCAUCCCCGUUACCAUGGUAACACAGCCCCAUCUCCAUGCCAACGGGCUGGAAGUGUGUACACAGGGAAAGUACAUAUGCAUCUCUACAUGCACGCAUAUAUUACUUUUUCAUAUAGAUAGGCACACACACAGCAUUUGCAUAUCCAAUUUUAAGACUGAUUUAUGACAUCCCAGCAACACCCCAGGAGGAGCUGUGCGUGUAAGUGAGAGCUUAAUGGCAAAACACGAUGUUUGCAGACACAGCCACAUCGCCAGCAAUGGGCUAUUGCUGGGAGGCUCACAUCAGCACUGGCAGGACCUAAAAAGAGGCUGAGAAGCAGUUGCUUUGUUUCCCUGUUGCGUUAUAUCUUAUGUCCAAAGGGCUUUUACAAAGGCACGUGUCAGACUGAGCUUUGUUUUGGAUUCCUGGAUAUCCUUCAGAGCCUCAGUGCCACUGCCUGGUGUGUGCAGGGGGAAGGAAGGGAACGGAGAGAUGGAAACAAGGGGGAAACCAGGAAGAAAGAAACGUAUGCUUUGGAAAUUCAUUGGGAUCCAGGAAUUCCCCACCCAGCAGUGUCCCAGCUCAGAAACAACACACUUGGCAUGCCUGAGCUCUGCACAAGGCCCACCCUGCUGAGCAGCACAGCGAAACCUCUGCUUUGUUUGCAGUCCUUGCAGCGCCUGCUAAGCAUGUGUUUAUGGUUAAGAACUUUGUUGAGUCAGAAGCAGGGCUGGAAGCUGUAGCAUGUCUUUAUAUAAACAGACAAUGCUGAUCCAUUAGCAGCAAUAAUUAAAAACGCCCCACAGAUUUGUAUAUUUACUAUGUGCAUAAAUGGUUUUCUUACACAUUCAGCUUUCCUCCGUUUCUUGCAGAGCUAAAGCGGACAGCUGCUUUAUCUUACAUUCCAUUCUCUGCAUUCACUGCCUAAGAUGCACGUUUUCCUCUUGACAGUGGUUUCCCCCCAAAAAUCACUCACUGCACACAAGGCAGACUCAGCACUAAGCUCCCCCAGGCCUGAGCUUCUUGUUUGGAUGGAAUGCAGAAGACACAAAGCCCAGGAAAUGCCAUCCCUGCAGGUCAGAGCAGCGGUGUGAUGCUGACACUGCCCUGCUGAGAUCCCUCCCCAGCACCCACUGCUCAGAGGCACAGAGGAGCCACCAGCACGCUGCACAGCCUCCUGCAGGAGCAGCUCACACUGCUGACCUUUCAUGCCCAAACCUUUGUCCUCUCACUCCAUAGGAGCUGAGAAAACAAGACUUCUUCAAGGAUUGGUCCUUAGGUCUGUCAAUACUGGCAGCACGUGUUCUGCCUUCUGACCACGGACUGCUUUAGGAGCCCUGGGUGUGUUGUGUGUUUGCUCCCUGUCUGCUCCCAUCCUGCAAACAGCACCUGCAUUGCCUCAGUAACAUUUUCAUUUAAUUUAGCUUUACUGAAACAGUUUGUUUACUGAAGGUUCACGAGAAUGGUACUAAUUAGGUGCAUUUUCUUUCCAUAUUUUCCUUAUAAAAACACUAAUUAAGACAUUAUGCAUUCAUCAGUGUCAAAUGGCUGUUCAGCCCUGCCAUCUGCAGCGUGUUCCAUCUAUGUGCACCUCAUUCUUCCCGAUCUUUUAACCAAACACCCCUUCACAUCCCCUUGAUUUCAUACAAUAAGAGCACCUUUCCUUGUUAAAUCUGAAUUAAAUGAAUGGAUAAGAGAAGAAUUUGGAAAACAUCCUCCACAAACGUGGGCAGAGCUGUUGGGCCCAUUGACUCCAUUGCCCUGAGCAGGAUGGAGCGGGGGGUGAGAAGCAUCCCUGAGUUCUUAAGAACACAUUUUUUGGGGAAAAAAAUUACCUUCUUAUCUCUCCAUUUCUUCACUUGAGCUCAAACUGCCACACUGACAGCUGUGUGCCACGUGGAACAAGAUGCUCCCCACCAGCAAGCACGUUUACAGCCCAACAGCAAUGACACCACCUCAAGGCAUGGGACAAACUGCAUGGGUGAGGUGAAGCACGGCUGGUGGUUUUAAAUACUGCCAGACUACAAAUAUCCACGGUUAUGAGAAAGAAUGGGGUGAAACAGACAGCUGAGACACACUGCCUGGGAGAGCUGUGUGUGCAAAGCAGUGAGCAAGGACAGCAUGAGCACACACAGACACUGCUCCAGGCAGAGCCAGAAGUGGGCAGAGCUGUGCAAGAAGAGGAAAUGCAGCCACAACCCACGGGCAAUUCCCAAAUGCAGUCAGAAGGACUCCCACAGCCCAUAGAAAUGCUGCUUCUAGAAGCAGUUUGCACUUCAGCACAGCACUCCUCUCCUGCUGCCUUUUGUUUCCACUUGAACUUCUGUCAUUAUUGGUACCGUAUUUAAGAGCAUUGCAAUAUUUUAUGGUUCCAUUAAAAUGUUGCCCUCAUCACUUCUGCAAAUCAAA
Gallus gallus (chicken) is the source of this 32790-nucleotide messenger RNA. RefSeq names its product Potassium inwardly rectifying channel subfamily J member 5 (gene KCNJ5). NCBI's taxonomy places the organism in Eukaryota, Metazoa, Chordata, Aves, Galliformes, Phasianidae. The transcript is spliced from 5 exons. Gene Ontology annotation, molecular function: G-protein activated inward rectifier potassium channel activity. Gene Ontology annotation, biological process: regulation of monoatomic ion transmembrane transport; potassium ion import across plasma membrane. The coding region runs from base 411 to 1466 and encodes 351 amino acids. The record is from RefSeq and is a predicted model, not a curated record. Gene Ontology annotation, cellular component: plasma membrane.